Letharia lupina is the source of this 531-nucleotide messenger RNA. RefSeq lists its product as uncharacterized. The coding region runs from base 1 to 531 and encodes 176 amino acids. NCBI's taxonomy places the organism in Eukaryota, Fungi, Ascomycota, Lecanoromycetes, Lecanorales, Parmeliaceae. The transcript is spliced from 3 exons. The record is from RefSeq and is a predicted model, not a curated record.
AUGACCACCACCUCAUCCCAGGGUUCCCACCCAACCCGGACUCCCUCCGCCAGCGAGCAGAAACUCAUCGACGAUGUCCUCAAGCUCUACCAACUCCAACCCUCCGAACAAGCCUACUCCCACUACAGCGAAGAUGCCGUAUUCCACGACCCCGUCUCCAUCGCCAAAGGCCUCGACAGCAUCAAGUCCCAAUUCAACGGCAUGCCCAAACUCUUCGCCGAGUCCAUCACCGAGAAAUGCGACAUGCUCGCUUCGUCCACGUCGAGUCGGAUCGAGUUGAAUCUGACGCAGAAAUAUGUGUUCAAGUCGCCGAUCCCGUUCAAGGAGAAGGGGACGGAGAAGCCGGUGAAUUCGAAGUUGACGUUCCAUUUGAAUGGGGCGGGAUUGAUCGAGAAACAUGAUGAGGAGUGGGAUCACGAGACUAACAAACAAGGAGACGAGGGCUUCAUGGGGAAGGUGCAGGCCUUUAGGAAGAAGACGGAUGCCAAGCUGGUGGAGAAGACUGUGCCAAGUGAUCCUAGCAAGGUUUGA